Messenger RNA from Monopterus albus (swamp eel), 2473 nucleotides. RefSeq names its product YKT6 v-SNARE homolog (S. cerevisiae) (gene ykt6). The record is from RefSeq and is a predicted model, not a curated record. Gene Ontology annotation, molecular function: SNAP receptor activity. NCBI's taxonomy places the organism in Eukaryota, Metazoa, Chordata, Actinopteri, Synbranchiformes, Synbranchidae. Bases 263 to 859 code for a protein of 198 amino acids. Gene Ontology annotation, biological process: endoplasmic reticulum to Golgi vesicle-mediated transport. Gene Ontology annotation, cellular component: Golgi apparatus. The transcript has 8 exons.
AGUCAAUAUCCCGUUGGACAAUUGGGGUCGUGACGUGGUGUUUGGGUGUAAAACUGUAUCUUGAAAUCGAUUAAGUUCUCGCUGACUACAUUGGAUUAGGUGUCUGGGAAGGGAGCUGUAUAUGGUUACAGGUUUUAGUUUAUGUUAAAAAGCAGGUUUCUUAAGUUCUUUUGACUGGAAUCAAACUAUUUGCUGCUGGUUAUUCUGAUCACCAGAGCUGUGUGAUCGUACCCGCUGUGACCAGAACAGAUCUAGCGGCAGUAUGAAGCUCUACAGCCUCAGCAUCCUCUACAAAGGCGCGACCAAAGCCAACCUCCUCAAAGCGGCCUACGACUUGUCCUCCUUCAGCUUCUUUCAGCGCUCCAGUGUUCAGGAGUUCAUGACCUUCACAAGUGCCUUGAUUGUUGAACGAACAACUCAAGGAAGCCGUGCCUCUGUAAAAGAACAAGAGUACCUGUGCCAUGUGUAUGUGAGAAAUGAUAACCUGGGUGCUGUGGUCAUCGCAGAUACUGAAUACCCACAGAGAGUCUGUUUCACAUUGCUGGACAAGGUAUUAGAGGACUUCUCCAAGCAAGUGGAUAGUAUAGACUGGCCUUCUGGCAGUCCUGAAACCAUAAACUAUAAAGCCCUGGAUAUUCACCUUGCUAAAUACCAGAACCCCAGGGAAGCAGAUGCAAUGACCAAAGUGCAGGCAGAGCUGGAUGAGACAAAGAUCAUUUUGCAUAACACCAUGGAGAGUUUGUUGGAGAGAGGAGAGAAACUGGAUGAUCUUGUGGCAAAGUCAGAGCAUCUGGGAAACCAGUCCAAAGCCUUCUACAAGACUGCACGAAAACAGAACUCAUGCUGUGAAAUCAUGUGAUGUCACUGCCUCGUCCUCAUGGACACGCCUCUCUCUGCCUUUUUGCUUUUCCUACAACUCCCAUCACACACCACCUGCCAGCUCUCAACACAAAGGAUAGAUUGGAAGCAGUCUAAUCUGGGAUGAGGUGCCAGAAGGCAAGCAAGAAAGGGUGGAGGGUGGCGGCCAGACCCGAGUGUGACCUGGCUGAUGGGGGCUGAAGGAGUGAUGGGUUUAGUUAGGAGAAGAAGUAACAUUUGAAUUGCUUUUAACCUUUCAAAGGGUGAACAUCUGUGGUGUUUCAGUACCAGCUGAGGACGUAUUAGUGUGACAUUGCGCAUUGGUGACGUGUUGUCUUCAACCCAUUUAAUGUUACUGAGAUUGAAUUGGAUCUUAACAAUUUGAUCUCAGCUCUUACGGUUUUUGAGAGAGUAUUAACCACAGUUGUGCUUCUGCUUCAAGUAACUCUGACAAUCUCACAGUCUUAUUUUAGGAAUUCAUAGUAUGUCACUCUUUUGGUUCACUCUUUCAAUAUUUGGUUUUUCAUGCAGGCAUAACAUUUUAUGCCCACCAGGUGGCCAUGGUUAUUUGCUGUAUUGUUCCAGUGAGCCUCAUUGCUGAGGUCAGUCUGAAAACUCUAAAUGAGCCAAGACAACAGAUGGUUUGCUUGGACCGCUAAUAGCAAAAUAAUUUUACAGUGAUGUUUUUUGUUGUUGUUGUUUUUUUUUAAAUAGAAGUGACAACACCUAUUUGCUUUUCUUUGUUGUCAUAUCAGUAAAUGAAUUAAACAUUCCCACCUUUGAAGAUUAUGUUGUUCAUGCAUCUUAAAGCUACAAUGUGGCUAACAUACAGUUUUAAGAUUUGUGUUGUCCAUCACUCUGCUAGUCAAUACACCUUGCACUUAAGCAAGCUUGUAGAGUUCAGACAUUUGCAUUUCAGGGUUUGUCUGUACCUCUCAAACCUGGGAUCACUGAUACUCUACCAUCAUUUCUUGUGACUGAGGUGAUUCUGGGGAACCUCGUGCUGCUGCUGCACUCUCUGGCCUCAUUGUGUGCUAGUCAGGUUUUUCCCAAAAUAGAUCAUGUUUGUAAAGAGAGAUUUGUUGUGAAUGGUUUCUCGUCCCACUCUACUUUUAAGACACUCCACAGCUGACUUUUUUCCACUAUGAGUUUAGGUCUGAUUCUGUAUAAAUGUCUUUCUUCAUGUUAACGCUGAUCAGUUUACUUUGGUUGCAUAUUUAGAUGUGUAUCUGCUCUCUUUCUGGUGUGUGUGUGUGUGUGUGUGUGUGUAUAUGAUGUGCUGAUAUACACCAUCCGGGUGUGUGUGAGUGAGUGAGAUCUGUAUUUGCUCUUUCUGCUUUUACAGUGUAAACUUCAGUGCAAUAUCUCUGCAGACUGUCUCUCCUUAAGGUAGAGUACAUGGCAUUAUUAAUCUCAAAAGCAGUAAAUUGACCAUGUGUGUAUGCUGUUCUUCUGACAAACCCCCAUAUGAAGCUUGCCCAGAGUGGUUUCUGAGCAUUUGCAAUUGAUGUGCUGAAUUUGAACAUCUGUCAAAUUUGUGGAGUUGUGCUGUAACUAACUGCAGGUCAGAUCCUACUGGCUACUGUAUUGAACAGUCUGCAUUAAACGUUUUCAU